Molecule: messenger RNA, 2545 nt
Organism: Pseudogymnoascus verrucosus
Lineage: Eukaryota; Fungi; Ascomycota; Leotiomycetes; Thelebolales; Thelebolaceae
Exons: 4
Coding region: 293-2545 (750 amino acids)
Biological process (GO): lipid metabolic process; phosphatidylinositol-mediated signaling
Molecular function (GO): phosphatidylinositol-4,5-bisphosphate phospholipase C activity
Source: RefSeq, a predicted model, not a curated record
UGUACAUAGUAUUUAUAUGAUACGAGUUUUCUCCGAAUAUUCUCUGUUCAUCUGGUAUACUUUGAGAGAUUGACCAAAUCGCUGCAACAACCGCGAUAACUUCUGACAAGGCUCACCAAGGCCUAAGCCAGGAACCACAGUGGAGACACACAGUGGAGACAACACAUACAACGAUAAUCCUUCAUCAACCUCGAAAACAACCUCCCCUCGCCGCCAGCAUCCCUCCUCCGCUCGCCCUGGUACCAGCGAGAGAGCGCAUGUAGCCAUCGCCACGUCGUCUCACCGAAAACCCAUGGCACCCCUCCCCCACCACAGCGUCGCGCAGAAACACCACCUCUCCUUCCACUCCCUCGUCUCAAUGACAACCCUCAUGGCUCCGACGCACCACCACACGGCGCCCUCGCCGCCUACGGUCCCUUACCUCUCGCAUCCCGUGCAAGCGCACUUGAGGAAGAUCUACACUUCGCUGUGCGGGGAGUCGCAGUUCGUGUCGCGCGAGGCGCUGGUGGCUUUCCUGAAGGAUGUGCAGGGGCAGGAUAUUCCGCUCAGCGAGGAUGUCGCGGAGUAUACGUUUGCGGACUGGCUGGCGCUGCUGUGGAUGAGGGGUGGGUUUGAGGGCGUGGGCGCGCUGGCGGGGAAUAAGGAUUUGGGGAAGCCGAUCAGCAGUUAUUAUAUCAGCAGCAGCCAUAAUACGUAUCUGAGCGGGAACCAGCUUAUGAGCAAGAGUACGACAGAUGCUUAUAAAAAUGUCCUCAUCCGCGGCUGUCGAUGCAUCGAAAUCGAUGUCCACAACGGCGAACCUGUGUCCGUUUCCUCCCGCAUCCCUCAUAUCACCGGCACCACCCCGUCUGACCUCGCCGUAUCUGCCAUACAGGCGAAGAAAAAGUACAAGCGCAUGUAUAAAGCUGAGUACAAAGCGAAGCUCGGUUCCUUGAAGGGCAAGAUUCCCUGGGGUCGGAGCGAUGACAAAAAAGAGCACGCGGCCGCAGAUGAGAAGUCGGGAUUGGGACAUAGGCUGGGGCACAAGAAGACGGCGAGCAAUGUGCCGAGUAUCAGUCGUGAGAAGACGAGCGACGCCGACAGCAGCAGCAGCAGCAGCGACGACGAUUCCGAUUUAGAUGAUGAGUCUGGAGAGAAGGACUCGAGGGGGCGCUCGAGUUCGAUCUUAAAGGGAGAGCCGGUUGUGUUGCAUGCCUGGACGUUAACGCGCGCUGUCGGCUUUCGCGAAGUGUGCCGCGCCGUGCGCGAGAGUGCGUUUCAGACGUCGAACCUGCCGCUCAUUGUUAGCUUGCAAGUGGGCUGCGAUGUGGAUCAGCAGGAGGUGAUGGUGCAGAUCAUGAAAGAGGAGUGGGCGGGCGUUCUUGUCGACACCGCGCACCCGACCUGUCACCCCGAGGAACGCCUGCCGCGUCUCGAUGAGCUCCUGAAUAAGAUCCUCAUCAAGGUUAAGAGAAGUGCUGAGGUCGCACCAACCGAGACUCCGAGCCCCGAUGUUAGCAUGACUGCCAGCAGCAACCCCAUCACGCCUUUGACAACAAGCUUGACAACAAGCACGACUGCAAGCACGACUGCAAGCACGACGCUCUCUCCGCGCCCCUCCACACUCACCCCCACCACCACUAUCUCUACACCCCUAACUCCGACCACCUCCCACGACGCUCUCGACGCCCUAUCAGUAUCCUCACGUUCCCGUUCCCCAUCCCUCUCCCAUUCUCCCUCCCGCUCCCCCGCCCCAAAGAACAAGGCGCGGAUCCAUCCCUCCCUCUCCGCGCUAGGAAUCUACACACACAGCUCUCACUUCUCAUCCCUCACCGCCCCCUCCGCCUCGAUCCCAUCACACAUCUACUCCCUCUCCGAAGGCGACAUCCUCGAGCUCUUCGCCGCCUCGCCCAACGCCCUCCUAGCCCACAACCGCAACUACAUGAUGCGCGCCUACCCCGCCGGCCACCGCAUCGACUCCUCUAACCCCGAUCCCUCCGGCUUCUGGCGCAAGGGCAUCCAAAUGGCCGCCCUAAACUGGCAAGUCUGGGACCACGGCACCAUGCUCAACGAAGCCAUGUUCGACGGCUCGGACGGGUGGGUGCUAAAGCCGCCUGGGAUGCGGGAGGGUGCCGAGGUCGCAGAGCUCGAUGCGCAUAAGGUGGAGGGGAAGCUAAUGGACCUGCGGAUUCGCAUUUUUGCGGCACAGCGCAUCCUAGGGGAGGAGGAGCUGCGCGCGCGCGUCAAGGUCGAGGUACAUGCGGAGAGGGCGGGGGAGAAGGCGGGCGAGGAGUGGAAGAGGCAUACGGAGACGAAGCGGGGGGCGAGCGUGGAUUGGGAGGGGGAGCGGCUUGAUUUCCUCGGGGCGGGGCCGGGGGUGGUGGAAGAGCUGAGUUUUGUCAGGUUCCGUAUUGAGGAUGACGGCUUCACGGAUACGUUGGCGGCGUGGGCGUGUGUGCGGCUUGAUCGACUCCAGAAUGGGUACCGGUUUUUGAAGCUGCGGGACGCGAAGGGGGCGGCGACGGAUGGACUGCUGUUUAUUAGCGUGGAGAAGGUAGAGCGCUGA